UCAGAGGGAUUAAAUGCACCGUGGACGUACUACACAUUUCAUCAUGGCUGUUUACGGAACAGAUCAAGCGCUCAUCUGUCUUCUUAUCUUCACGCUGGCAGGAGCAGAGGUGCAGGACAGCCUCUCACCUGAGUGUAAACAGUUCGUGUACAUGGGCACACUGCCUCGGGGGCUUGAGGAGCAGUUCUUCAAAAAGAUCUGCCAGGUCUACAAGGGAAGGCCGCGAUUUGUCACCCUUUACGACACCUUCAGCCACAUCCCGGUGUAUUCUGCGUACACCUUCAAGCGUUCGGAUGGCUCCAAGAAGGUAGAUGUGCCCUGGAUGUAUGAGCCACAGCUCUCUACAGCCUCUGGCUCCAGAGAGAUGGAGCAGUUCCCUUCAGAAAACGUUCAAAAGAGCUUUGAGGACGCUCAGGCUGUACUCGAUGACUACUCUGACAGCGUAAUCUUCGAACGGGGUCAGCUGAAUCCAGACGAGCACCAGGCCCACCCCGAUGACAAAGCGGCCACCUACACCCUGACGAACGUGGUCCCUCAGGUCCGAGAGUUCAACAUCGGUUCCUGGAAACACCACCAACACAUCAUCCGCAGGCGGCUCAACAACUACUGCCGUGGUACCGCCUAUGUGGUCACCGGGGUCACCACCUCAGGGCUCACAAUCCGCCGUCACAACAUCAACCGCCUGGGCAUCCCAACCUACCUCUGGUCAGCCUACUGCUGCACUAAUUUUGAUCACAAUGCACCGUACUCUGAGCGCUCAAAGUUCCCAGCCUUUGCAGCUCAUGGGCUCAAUGACAAGGAGAACAACAAGGUUCAAGAGAUGACGGUGCAGCAGCUGGAGGACUUCCUGAAGAGGGAAACUUAUGUCAGGAGCUCUUUCCAGGUCUUCUAUGACAACUGUGCGCCUCCUAAUAGUGGCCUGCCAAUGCCUUCAGUCCUUCAGAAUUGAUUUUACCAAUACUUACUGCGUAGUUUAACAGCAUAACAAAAUAAUGUAGUGAAAAAGUCCACCAGUCGCUUUUUUGAGUUCAAUUCGGUUAAAAUGCAGUUAAAAGCUCAAGCGGACCUUCAAGCUUAGAUUUUGCUACAUAUAUACAUAUAAUUCACCAUCCAUGUUAACAGUAACAGAUCCUCAGAAACACAAAUUAAAAUAUUACAAAUAGUCUAUCUUAUUCUCAAAUGUAUCACAUAAAUUGUAUUUCAAUUAUGUAUGUAUUUUAUUAUUUGAUAGUGCAUUCACCAGCUUUUACUGUGCAUAAACCAUGAAAACCCAAAGCCUUCAUGCUCGUACUCUUCAUCAACUUUAUCUGGUUAACCUCUCAAUGACGGGGAAGCACACCUGCUUCUGUAGGUCUUUUGUUGAGCAGUCAGAUUAGACUGACAGUUUUGCAUUUUCACACACACCUCUGAACUGCAGCACCAGCAAGCAUUUCUUUUCAAGCUUAUGCAGACAAAUUCAGGACAAAAAAUGGGACAAUAUCCAAAUUCUGAUCCCAAACAAACAUUAACAGAAUAUUCACCGACCUUUAAUUGUAGAUGAAUAAUAGGAAUUUGUGUCUCCAAGCUGAUUAAGAUAAAGAGGAUCAAGACAAACAUUUUUGCUUAAAUUUGGAUCUUAAAACUGUCACGAAAAGCCAAAUGAAAUUUAAAUAAAGGGAUAUCUUUUUGUGACUUUGUUUAUUAUUAUUCAUCAGAA
Scatophagus argus is the source of this 1696-nucleotide messenger RNA. RefSeq names its product endonuclease domain-containing 1 protein-like. The record is from RefSeq and is a predicted model, not a curated record. The transcript has 2 exons. Lineage: Eukaryota; Metazoa; Chordata; Actinopteri; Scatophagidae. Gene Ontology annotation, molecular function: metal ion binding; nucleic acid binding; hydrolase activity. The coding region runs from base 14 to 949 and encodes 311 amino acids.